AUGAGCCAUGAGGCGGUUCCUGAGGAUGAGGAGGAGGAUGAGGAGGAUGAGGACCAAUUGAAAAUCCCUAGCAAAGGGAGGAGAAAGAGUCUGAAGUGGGAGGAGGGCGGUGUGAGGAGUUGGGACAGAGUGCUGGAUGACUUCGGUGCAUCCGUCAACUUUAUUUUUAGCUCUGAUGAGACCGCAAAGAUGCUGAAACACUUUGGAGCAAAGCUUCUUCUGGGUGUGAAGAAAAGCAGCAGCAGCAGCAGCAUGUGUCCAGAUAUCCAGGUGAAGUUAUCCGCUGAAGCCAGGGGGAAAGACUCGAGGGUGGUUGCCAUGAUGCUAAAGGAGUUCCCACAUAAGGCCUCCUCAGAUGGAAACCCCCUCCUCGCCAUCACAACCAAGCUGGGUAGGGAGCACCAAGAGAGCCGACCGUUGCUCAGCCCCUCCAUCGACGACUUCCAGAGCGAGAGUAAGAGUGAUGGAGCCACACGACCGGUCACCUCUAACACAGCAGUCAUCUCGACAGCGCUGGACCUGGUGGACCUGAGUGAGCCAUGUGAGAGGAGGUGGACUUGGGAGCGCCGCAGCCCUCGCGGCUAUUCCAAGAACAGUCUCCGCAGGAAGAAGACAGAUGAGACAGAGCUGAUCCAGGUGGAGACUGAGCAGUUCUCACCUGGACACCUGAACCCUGAGAGAGCUUCGUUAGACUCGGUGAGCAGCUCACCGCGGGAGAGAUGGGAUGAAGUGAGCCUUCAUCCAGACAGCGCCUGGGAUGGAGGGAGGAAGUGUAGGUACGAGAGGAAGAGGUGCACCUCACAUCACUCCUCCAGCGAGCUGCUCUGGUCGGCUGACUUUAAAAGCAACCUCUCAAACAAACACACGCUGGAGAUGAGCAUGAGCAUGGAGUCUGACCCUGGGCCGACGUCUCAGCGGCCCAAGCUGAGACUGGGAAGCUCUCUGUUCGGCAGGCAGCACUCUCUGGAGGAGGAGUUUGUGCGAGCCAAAGCUGCUGUGGAGUCAGACACUGAGUUCUGGGAUAAGAUGCAGGCCGAGUUGGAGGAGCUCGCGCGACGAAACUGGCUGGAGGACUUGGAGAGUAAAGGCAAGAAUCCAGCCAACAUUUCGCCCAAUGAGACGGGUUACUACUUCCAUACGAACAACCCGUAUAAAGACUGGCCCAAUGCGUUCGAAGAAGGACUGCAGAAAUCCAGAGAGGGCGACCUGAACACUGCCGUCCAGCUGCUGGAGGGAGCCAUCUUACAGGACCCUCAGGACUCCGAGGCUUGGCAGGUGCUGGGCACCACGCAGGCGGAGAAUGAGAACGAGCAGGCCGCCAUCGUCUGCCUUCAGAGGUGUCUGGAGCUGCACCCAAAUAACCUGAGUGCUCUCAUGGCUCUGGCAGUGAGUUUGACCAACGCGGGACGGCAGCAGGAAGCGUGUGAGGCUCUGCACCGCUGGAUCACACACAACCCCACCUACACACACCUCCUACAGGAGCGCAGCGCUCUGGACGGCUCACCAUUGCCCCAACGCAGGGGCUCCAACAUCUCCCCCAUCCCCACUCUCGGAUGCUCCCAGCUGGUGGAGGUGUUAGAGCUUUAUCAGGAAGCCAUGCAGCAGAACCCGGGCUGCGUGGACCCUGACCUGCAGACGGGACUCGGUGUGCUUUUUAACCUCAGCUCUGAGUUUGAUAAAGCUGUGGACGCCUUUAAUGCAGCGCUGUCUGUACGGCCUGAGGACUAUCUGCUCUGGAACCGUCUGGGGGCGACUCUGGCUAACGGAGACCGCAGCGAGGAGGCUGUUGAGGCCUACACCCGAGCUCUGGAGCUGCAGCCCGGCUUCAUCCGCUCCAGAUACAACCUCGGCAUCAGCUGCAUCAACCUGGGAGCACACAGGGAGGCGGUGAAUAAUUUCUUGACGGCUCUGAACCAGCAGAGGAAAAGCAGGAGCCACCAGGUGAUGUCCAGCAGCAUCUGGGGAGCGCUGCGCAUCGCUCUGUCACUCAUGGACCUCCCGGAGCUGUUCCACGCCGCCAGCAUCGGCGAUCUCGACCUCCUCAUGCGUGCUUUCAAUGUGGACAUGGGACCCUGA
Molecule: messenger RNA, 2076 nt
Organism: Neoarius graeffei (lesser salmon catfish)
Lineage: Eukaryota; Metazoa; Chordata; Actinopteri; Siluriformes; Ariidae
Gene: pex5lb
Product: peroxisomal biogenesis factor 5-like b
Exons: 16
Coding region: 1-2076 (691 amino acids)
Biological process (GO): protein import into peroxisome matrix, docking
Cellular component (GO): cytosol; peroxisomal membrane
Molecular function (GO): protein binding
Source: RefSeq, a predicted model, not a curated record